Molecule: messenger RNA, 1700 nt
Organism: Setaria italica (foxtail millet)
Lineage: Eukaryota; Viridiplantae; Streptophyta; Magnoliopsida; Poales; Poaceae
Product: pectin acetylesterase 7
Exons: 12
Coding region: 224-1423 (399 amino acids)
Molecular function (GO): hydrolase activity
Source: RefSeq, a predicted model, not a curated record
GUUCCUCCCUCCCUCCCUCCCUCAUCCUCACACUGACCGUUGCUAUUUAUGCCACUCCCCCAGAGGCGGUGAAAGCAACGAGCGCCAGCCAGCGUCUCUCCCUGAGGCCGCGCGCAGCCAGUGCUUGCGCUCUCUGCUUCUCUCUCGCACCACUCCUUCCCCCCCUGUUCUGCUCUUCCCUUUGCGCGCCCAGGGAGGAAAGAUCUUGCUCUCGUCUCGCGGAAUGGCGGUGUCCCGGGCAAGGCUGGCCCGUGCGGCGGCGGCGGCGGUGCUGGGCUUCGUCGUGGCGGCGGUGUUAGCUGAAGCCGGGCCGGCGGACGUGGAGAUGGUGUUCCUGAAGAACGCGGUGGCCAAGGGAGCAGUGUGCUUGGAUGGGAGCCCCCCAGUCUACCACUUCUCUCCCGGCUCUGGUUCUGGCGCCAACAACUGGGUGGUUCACAUGGAGGGAGGAGGGUGGUGCAGGAAUCCUGAUGAGUGUGCGGUCCGGAAGGGCAACUUCAGGGGCUCCUCGAAGUUCAUGAGGCCACUCUCGUUUUCAGGGAUAUUAGGCGGCAGCCAAAAAUCCAACCCCGAUUUCUACAACUGGAAUAGAGUGAAGAUCAGAUACUGUGAUGGUUCAUCAUUUACUGGUGACGUUGAGGCCGUGGAAACUGCGAAGAAUCUCUACUACAGAGGUUUCAGAGUUUGGCGUGCCAUCAUCGAUGAUCUACUAACUGUGAGGGGGAUGAACAAGGCGCAAAAUGCCCUUCUUUCUGGAUGUUCAGCUGGAGGUCUAGCAGCAAUACUGCAUUGUGACAGAUUCCAUGAUCUGUUUCCAGCGACGACAAAGGUCAAGUGCUUUUCUGAUGCUGGAUAUUUUGUCGAUGGGAAGGAUAUCUCUGGCAAUUAUUAUGCCAGAUCAAUUUAUAAGAAUGUCGUGAAUCUACAUGGAUCAACCAAAAAUUUACCAGCUUCAUGUACCUCAAAGCAAUCACCUGAGCUGUGUAUGUUCCCACAGUAUGUAGUUCCAACAUUGCGCACACCACUGUUCAUACUUAAUGCAGCAUAUGAUUCAUGGCAGAUCAAGAACGUCCUAGCACCUAGUCCAGCUGAUCCUAAGAAGACCUGGGCCCAAUGCAAACUUGAUAUUAAGAACUGCUCCCCCAGCCAACUCGUAACCUUGCAAAAUUUUAGGACAGACUUUCUGGCAGCGCUUCCUAAACCUGCAGGGCAGUCUCCAUCUCUAGGCAUGUUCAUCGACUCAUGCAAUGCUCACUGCCAAUCUGGGGCCCAGGAUACAUGGCUGGCCGAUGGUUCUCCCUUGGUUAAUAAGACGCAAAUUGGCAAAGCGGUGGGAGACUGGUACUACGAUAGGGAGGUCUCCCGGAGGAUUGAUUGCCCGUAUCCCUGCAACCCAACUUGCAAGAACCGUGAGGAUGACUGAUGAAUGAACUGUUAAGUAGCUAAGUUAAUACAGAUGUGUCCUUUUUCGGGAAAAAAAUACUGCUCUGUCAUGCCAAUGAAACAAUAAGGGAAUAAGGGAUCACAGCACGCCCAUAGUAAUAGGUGGAAUACUAGAGGUGAUUUCUCUAUAGCCGAUUUCUUACCCAGUGCAUUAUGUGAUUUUGUGGAUGAUGAAUGUAAACACGGCCAAAAAGGCUUCAUGGAUGGCUGUUUGCCUCUUCUGAGGAUAAAUAAAGAGAAAAAAAAAGGUCUUGUAA